GUACAGAGACUAUCAGAGACCACGGUCGCAUUAGUUGUAUACGACCAUGAAAUAAAUAAAGUCCUUUAUAUGUACUGACACUGCAUUCUUUAUUUUCUUCUAUAUAUAUAGAAGAAAUUAUGUGACGUUUAAAUGAUACGCGAGAUUAUUAUGUAUCGUGACCUACUGAUAACUCAACCAGUUAUUAGACAACACGUUUCACAUAAUUUUGUGGCAGAAUAGUAAUACUUCUGGUAAUACGAAGGAGCAGUCUAUCACCCGAUGGUUUGGUUAGGUUAAACCCUGUGAUAUUUAUUAAACAAUAAAAUAUGCGUGCAACUAUUGCGAUAUUGUGCGUGUUCCUCGGUUGUUGUAGCAACGUCGUUUUCCUGGAACUUCUUGUUAAGGAUGAUCCAGGCAGUGGAAAUCUUAUUACAUUUGCACAGUUUCUUUUUAUAUCGAUAGAAGGAUUUUUAUUUACUUCAAAAUGUGGGACUGUAAAGCCCAAUAUAGGAAUAAAAGAUUACUUUAUAUUAGUAACAAUGUUUUUUGUUGCAAAUGUUUGUAAUAAUUAUGCAUUUGAUUUUAAUAUACCCAUGCCAUUACAUAUGAUAUUCAGAGCUGGUUCUCUAAUAGCUAAUAUGAUUAUGGGUAUCAUUAUUUUAAAGAAGAGAUAUGUUUUUAGUAAAUAUUUGUCAGUAUUUAUGAUAACUCUUGGAAUUGCUAUUUGUACCAUUGUUAGCGGCAAAGAAAUUAAAUCUUUGCAAGCCAAGAACGUAGAACAAGUACCUACAACACCAUGGGAUGAUUUGUUUUGGUGGAUACUAGGUAUAUCGUUAUUGACAAUUGCACUAUUUGUAUCUGCAAGAAUGGGUAUCUAUCAAGAAGUAUUGCAUAAAAAGUAUGGAAAAAAUCCAAGAGAAGCUUUAUAUUACACGCAUUUACUACCUUUACCAUUUUUUUUAACAUUGGCUCCUAAUAUCUGGGAUCAUUUCAUGUAUGCUCUAGCAUCGGAUCCAAUAAAGAUAUCAAUUAUUAAUCUACAAAUGCCAAAAUUAAUUCUAUAUCUUGUAGGAAAUGUUCUCACACAAUAUGUGUGCAUUAGUUCCGUUUUUACAUUAACAGCAGAAUGUACAUCACUCACAGUGACUUUAGUCAUAACAUUACGAAAAUUUUUAUCUCUAAUCUUCUCUAUAAUAUAUUUUAAAAAUCCUUUCACAUUGUACCACUGGAUUGGUACAAUUUUAGUCUUUCUAGGAACAGUAAUAUUUACAGAAUUAUUACCAAAAAUCACAGAAAGUCUGCGACCUACGGAGAAGAUUAAGAAAGCCCAAUAAUAAAUAAAAUUUUUAGAAAUUGUUAUAUGUUGUUUGAUGUAACUGUACAAAGCAAAGCGAACGUGGUAGAUAUAAUAACGAAUAAAAUGCCUUAUGAAUGAAUGUAGUAACUGUAACAAUAAGAGAACAGAAAAAGAAUCAUUUUUGUUUUUUCCAAGUUACAUCUAUUAGAACUAUUGAAUAAAGACGAUUUUUCUCUA
This is a messenger RNA of Bombus pascuorum, 1516 nucleotides long. It is a transcript of the gene Efr, whose product is annotated as UDP-xylose and UDP-N-acetylglucosamine transporter. The transcript is spliced from 5 exons. Gene Ontology annotation, biological process: transmembrane transport. NCBI's taxonomy places the organism in Eukaryota, Metazoa, Arthropoda, Insecta, Hymenoptera, Apidae. Bases 309 to 1316 code for a protein of 335 amino acids. Gene Ontology annotation, molecular function: UDP-N-acetylglucosamine transmembrane transporter activity; UDP-xylose transmembrane transporter activity. The record is from RefSeq and is a predicted model, not a curated record. Gene Ontology annotation, cellular component: Golgi membrane; endoplasmic reticulum membrane.